This is a messenger RNA of Botrytis fragariae, 2382 nucleotides long. RefSeq lists its product as uncharacterized. The transcript has 6 exons. The coding region runs from base 1 to 2382 and encodes 793 amino acids. The record is from RefSeq and is a predicted model, not a curated record. NCBI's taxonomy places the organism in Eukaryota, Fungi, Ascomycota, Leotiomycetes, Helotiales, Sclerotiniaceae.
AUGUCGCAAGCCAGCAUAAAGAACGUAGUUUCUCGGGACGGAAAGCAAGAGCAGUGCAAUGUCGGUCUUCUAACUCGACAGCGGGCCGAAAAUACCACACGAAAUAAAGUAGUGUGGAAAAAAAAUAUACUUCCUGGGGGUCGAGUCGAUUGGGUUAUAGUUGGUUUUGGUGCGCCAUUAGUCAUCGAGAAGAAGGUUGACGCACAGGUUGACGCCAGAGAGAUUCUCGCAGGGAGAAACAAGAAGGAUUCUGCAGGUCUUAUUGUUUCCGCGGUCCCAAUCGAGCUACCAAGAACAAUCGAAAACGGUGUACUAGAUCUGCUUACUAGAAAUGGAGGUUCAAGAGAGAUGGGAAAAGAUAAGGUGGAAAAAACGGGAGCAAUUACCAUGAAGGUUGCCAUCAGAGAAGUAAUCAUCCUCGAGAACAAGAAUAAAUCUGGGCACAAUUGCGAAGUAAUGAAGUCUGGAGAGACUUCUGAGAAUCAUGAGGAGUCUGAAAAGAGAAUGACUGUUUCAGCAAAUGGACGAAAAUCGAUACUAUUGGAAGGCACAAGCGACGGCAAGGCUCCACCCACGACAAUAGAACUCUUCAAGCCUCAAAAUUACACGAGUUCGGUGGCGCCUCUUAACUUGCCUAGUGUGUCCGGAAGAGAAGAUAGAGAGCUCGAAAGGGAGAGUAGAGAUUUACGUUUGAGAAUGCAGAGCAAUCAGGAGCCAAGAGCCACACGGUCAACUUUAAGCCCAAAAAGACGACUCAGCAAUCCUCAGUCACGAACUUCAUCACUCACGUCAACAUCAGCGAGGAGACCACAUCCUGCCGAAAUCAUAAAAUCAUUUCGAAGUGGCGUAUCUGUGAGUUCGAACAGUCUUAGGGAGGUGUACUCUCCCAUCUUCAAUACACAAAAUUCGAAGGCACGCCUUACUACCUCAGUCUUGCCAGAAACCAACCAAUCCAUAACGAGAAGACCUAAAACAACAAUUACUGUCGCCUCAAGAAUGAUAACACAUGCUUUGGGUAUACGAGCGGUUCCUAGAGUGCUAGAACCCGAGAUAAUGGCAGAGUUUGACAAGGCAUGCUCAGCACUUUUUUGUGGUAUACAACUAGACGAAUCUGAUAAAAAGGUUAAGACGACGCCAGUUGAUUGCUGCUCGGAACUCCAAACCCAAGAAGAUACUGGGUUUUUUUAUGAUUUAUCUAGGGUGAGGGUGAAGAGACAAAGGCCUUCCAAGAUACCGAGGAAAGGGAACCCAGAGAAAUGUCUCCCAGAAGAAGAGAUCUUGGCAGAAAAGUUACCCAAGGAAAAGUCAAUAGAAAAAAGAAGUCAUUCCAGGUUGAGAGACCUCAGGGAAGGAAUUUUCCGGGAAAAUAUUGACCAAGGUACUAAGGUUUAUAAAGACGCAUUUGAUCUCUCUUGGGAUGAUCAGAUUGAAGAAAAUAUGAUAGUACUUCGGAAUAUGUAUAAUAUGGAAGUCAAUAUUGCUGAAUAUGCUGCAUGGUCCUUACCUGACUCCCUGUGGAUACAAUUGGAAAAUGAAUAUUCCGAGACUAUAAAGCUAUCCGAGAUGUUAUGUAAAUAUUGGGGGGACGAUGAUGAAAUGUUCAAAAGUACUCCUUUGAAUUACCUUCACUCCCUCACACCAAAAGGUGUGAUAUCAUACACCAUUGAAGGACUCAAAAAACUCGUAUAUUUCAGGGCUGAUGACUAUCCUAUCGAGUGGGAAAUUUCGAAAUACCUCAAUCUAGAGACAUUCUCUUUCUGCGAGACAAAUAAGCGCCCGAUUGACGUUGAGACAGUCAAACUAUCAGUGUGUCCGAUGAUUAAUGAGAGACUGAAGAAGUCAGGAUCUUCAAUUUCUAUCGAGGCAGCUAAGAACCCUUGGAGCAACCGCCUAGGCUGUCCAACAGUGGCAGCCCUCCCUCCAAUGCUGCAGAUAGAUAUAAAGGUCUCUCAAAUUUACGUCUUUGUGGCUGCGCUCAAAUACUUUAUCUCCAAAUACCUUGAUUCGAAAGCGGCGUCACACCAUAUACUUUCUCCUCUUCGAAUGCAAAGAGAGAAUACAGAAUGGUACGUUGGACUCUCAAACCGAUGCCAAUGCAAGUUAGGAGUUCAUACAUGGCUAGAAGAAUUCGUCUGUGAUAUCAGCGCCAAAAAUAUCAGAGCAGACAGAUUGAAACAUCAUAAACACUACAAUAACUACGCCAAAAAUAUACAGGAGGGCAAAACAAAAACUCCCUUUUAUGUGAUUUCUCGUCUCUAUCUAAAUUUCAUCACCAAAAGGUGCUUCGGCGAACAAACCAGGCCAAUGGGAAUGAUUUUACUUCAGGCAUUUGCCAUGAAGUGGAUGCAUUACACGACUCUACCUUUUGAUGAAGACGACUAG